This is a messenger RNA of Linum trigynum, 733 nucleotides long. The record is from the annotation of a GenBank genome assembly. Lineage: Eukaryota; Viridiplantae; Streptophyta; Magnoliopsida; Malpighiales; Linaceae.
CCUAAAAGUGCAGAUUAGGUCGUCCUAAAAGUGCAAGUUACGGUAACAUGCAUGUCACCAUAAGCAUAACCUAAACAUUAUUGUUGCUUACUCUCUCACUCUUUGUUGUGUUUCAGCUUUGGGUUGCCUACAAGGAGUCCAACUCUUUGCAUUCCGCAGUUUUGAUAUUUCUCAUGUACUGGAGUGGCAGUGUGGCGACUGGCAUCUAUAUCUUUAUUCAGUUUCUCAAGCUGUCACCUCAAGAAUCCGCACAAGACCCUAUCUACCAUGUUCUGUUGCGCCCUGAACACAAGAGAACUGAGGAACGAAGGCAGCAGAAGAAUAAGAAGAAUUCUUCUUCUUCAGUCGUCCGUGCAAGAAUAGCUUUCAUAGUUUGGGCUUGCUUGAUGAUAGCGGCUGUCAUUUACUCUGUUCUCGCUGUUGGAACUCCUUUCCGCAUGGAGGUGUGGAUUGCCCACAAGGAAGAAAGUUGGUUAAGUGUUUCACUGUGGGUACUUCUCUAUAUAUGCCUUGGCAGCCUUGCUACUUGUGCUUACAUGGCAAAACAGCUGUUUCAACUCAGUUCUCAAGAUCCACUUUACUUAGUUUUGGUGAAACGCAACAACAGGGCUUCCAAACGUACACCACCGUCCCUGCUCAACGUUGAUCACGAUUAAGUGCUUCAUAGAAUAAGAUAUGUUUGGUGUCUCUUGUUAUUCCACAAAAUGAGCAAUAAUAUACGAUACACCUGAAU